Empidonax traillii (willow flycatcher) is the source of this 1514-nucleotide messenger RNA. It is a transcript of the gene TP53I3, whose product is annotated as tumor protein p53 inducible protein 3. The transcript is spliced from 6 exons. The record is from RefSeq and is a predicted model, not a curated record. NCBI's taxonomy places the organism in Eukaryota, Metazoa, Chordata, Aves, Passeriformes, Tyrannidae. Gene Ontology annotation, molecular function: quinone reductase (NADPH) activity; quinone binding; NADPH binding. The coding region runs from base 492 to 1514 and encodes 340 amino acids.
GGGUCUAUGGCGUAAGGGCUGUCACAGCUCCCGUGCCCCGAACUCCAGCGGGGUAAAAUCGAGUCUGAGACAGAGUGCCGAAAUCAGAGCAGUCGCUCCUGCUCUGCCCGAGCACACACCGUGACACUCAUCCCGCCCAGCACGGGCAUCAGGCCGAGCUCCCCUGUGUGCUGGGGGAGCGGUGGAUCUCUGCCGGGGUUUCUGUCUCGAUCCCUGCCAUAAUCCAGGUCAGCGAGUAGAAACAAUAGAGAGUUGCACUAAUGGUGCUGACUCUGCUCAUGUCUCUCCCUCCAAAGUAAAACACAACCUCGCCCCGUUCCACCCCUUGACCCGCAGGGGAGCAGCUGAUGGCAAGGGCAGAGCUCGGAGAGGAGGAACCGGGAGCUCGGAGAGGAGGAACCGGGAUCGGACUCUGUUCCCGAGGGCAGGCUGGGUUUGUUCCGGUGCAGAGAUUGUCCUUCCUUACUCAAAGGUGAGUAACAAAUUAGAAAAUGUUUGCAGCCUAUUUUGAUUGCCCAGGAGGCCCAGAAAAUCUCUAUAUGAAAGAAGUGAUGAAACCAAAUCCAGGAGAAGGAGAAGUUCUUGUGAAGGUCUCUGCCAGUGCUCUGAAUAGGGCAGAUUUACUUCAGAGGAGAGGGAAGUACCCUCCCCCCGAAGGAGCAAGUGAUAUUUUAGGCUUAGAAGCAGCUGGCAGUGUGGCUGGGCUGGGCCCUGGCUGCAGGGGCUGGUGGAAGGUCGGCGAUGCAGUGAUGGCUCUGCUCUCCGGAGGAGGCCAAGCACAGUAUGUUGCAGUUCCUGAGGGCCACCUGAUGCCAAUCCCUAAGGAUAUGACUUUUAUCCAGGCUGCAGCCAUUCCUGAAGCCUGGUUAACAGCAUUUCAGCUGCUGCAUUUUGUAGGUAAAGUACAGGAGGGCGAGACAGUGCUGAUCCAUGCUGGAGCCAGUGGAGUUGGCAUGGCAGCCAUUCAGCUGGUGAGACUGGCAAAAGCAAUUCCCAUCGUGACAGCAGGAACUCAAGAGAAACUGAAAGCAACAGCAAACGCUGGAGCAGCUGCAGGGUUCAACUACAAGAGUGAAGAUUUUAGUGAAAAAGUCCUGGAGUUCACCCAAGGUUCUGGAGUGGAUAUUAUUUUAGAUUGUGUUGGUGGCUCAUACUGGGAGAAGAAUCUCAACUGUCUGGGUACUGAUGGCCGGUGGAUUAUUUAUGGACUACUGAGCGGAGGUGAAGUCCAUGGGGAUUUGCUGGCAAGGCUGCUUUCCAAAAGAGCCAGCAUCCACACGAGUCUAUUACGGUCACGAGACAAGGAGUACAAGGAGCGGCUGGUGAGAGCCUUCACAGAGGACGCUCUGCCCUAUUUUUCCGGAGGGGCUUCCCCGCGUCUCCAGCCGCUCGUGGACAGCGUCUACCCCCUGCACAAGAUCGCAGAGGCACACAGGAUCAUGGAGGAGAACAGGAACAUCGGCAAAAUCGUCAUCGAAGUGCCCGUUUGCUUCAAGAAAGGGCCGCUGCUGUAG